AUGAUACGUUUGUGGACAUUGCUCGGAUCUUGGCUCUGUUUGGGUUGGGUUCAGGUAGGUAUAUCUACUUUUGUGUUAUAUGAAUCGUCGUUUAUAUUGUUUUAAAGUUUAAGGGUUAUGUUUUUUUUGGAUUGAGCUAUAGGUUCAGUAUAGAGCAUUGCUCAGGGUUUUAAAUUUUUUUUUCAUGAAAGAGUUUCAGUAUAGAGGUGUUUGUUAUUCAAGAGGUCGUCUGUAUUUUCAUUUUUUUGACGCGAUAAUACUAUAAUUUUGGAAGCAUGGUAUUUACACUAGAAUUGUUACAAAAACUCGAUAAAUUUAAAGUGGUAAUUUAUAUUUUUUAAAAAUAUGAGACAUUUUGGUUUUUUAAAAACUUUUUUUUUGAAAAUAAUCCACAAAACUCCUAUAUAACGCGAUUCGCCUACAAAUCUAAAAUUUUUUAGUUAAAAGAGGUUUCGGUAUGAAGAAGUUUUAAACUUACUGUUCAGUGGUGUACGGUGAUAUUAAAAGUUGUUUGUUAUACGGAAAUUUUGUUAGAGAAAAGUUCACUAUACAGAGUUCUACUUUAUAUUAUGAAAAUUAUGUAGCACAAAAGUAAUAACACUAUAAACACUUGUUCAAACGCUUAAAACUAAUGUUAUUUUUCCAAUAGUUGAAUCGUUUUUUGAAUUAAUUAUUUUUUGUGGACUCCUGCGGAGGCGAAAAUGCAGUUUAAUGUAGUUCAAAAAAAGCUUUGUAUUGUGAUAUUUGAUAUUGUUAUCUACAAUGUAUACAUAUGUUUAAUGACUACUAAAACUUGUAUACACUUUGCAAAGUUAUAUGUAGAGGUAUAUGCAAAUACUUUUUUUUAAAUAUGGAGUUGCUAACUAUGAGUAUUGAUUUUCCUGUACUGGUGUUGCUAUUUUAGUACCAUUUUUAUUUUUUGGAAUUAGUAUUGCUUUUUUAACACUGAUAUUGAUUUUUAGGUACUAUUAUUGUUCUUUAUCACCAGUAUCGCUCUUUUAGUACUAGUACUGUUUUUUUUAAGUUAAUGUAGGGUAAAAUAGGACGGGGUAAGGUAAGAAACGUAAAUGCUCGAUAGAAGGUUUAUAUUGAGAGUAGUUACGGUACUAAAAUACAGUAUUACAGAAUGUUGUUUUUGAAGGAAUUUGGUCGCUACAACCAGAACCGGAAGCGGUUUCUGGGAAAACAAAAUCUGUUUUCCAAAAGUAUUGUUUGAGAGGAUGAUGGUGAAGGUCGUUCGAUAAGCUUAAUACAUCAACAAAUAAUUAAUUAACUUAUCGAGUCGUUGCCUGUUUAUACUGUAACAGGACAUUCUUUGCUCUUUACUGUAUAUUUUGAUGUAAUUUUUGUCUUUGGCAUACCGUAACAUGCGGCUGUAAGGAUACAAUAGGAUAGGUUUAAUUAGAAGUUUUGGCUUUGGGAUACUGUAAUAUUGGCUUUAAAGAGCACAGUAAGAUAUUUUUUAGAUUUGUUAAAUUUGGCAUACUGUAACAUGUGCUUAUAAGGAUACAGUAGAAUUGGUUUGAUUAGGAUUUUUGAUGUUGAAUACUGUAACAAACAUUUUAUUAAUGUAGAAUUACUUUAACAGGCAUUUUUUUUUGCUUAAGAGAUACUGUAGAGUACCGACUUGUAAAAUUUGUACUUUUAGAUUACAGUAAUAUGAUUUUUUAAAAUUUUUUUAGCAUUGGACAUACUGUAACAAAAAAACGAAAGUAAAAGUAUAUUUAUACUUUACGGUUACUGUAACAUAUUUUUUCAUAAUUUUUCGUUUCAGUAAACAAAAUAUUUUAGUCAUAAUGUUACUGUAACAAAGCACAAAUGCCGGUUUUUUUCAAAUAAAAAAAUCUAAAAGUCAUUUUAAAUAGUUUGUAGCGGAUAUUGUGCAGGUUUAAUUACCCAAAAAAUGUCAAAACAGGUAUUGUCUUUGAGUGUAAUGUAAAGGGCACACGACAUACGUGACACACACAGGAACGCGUGGUGUCUUAAUAGAGGAAACAAAAAACUGUGGUAAUUAGGCAAAAUGUUACAACAAGCUAUAGCGUUUUUACUGUAGAGUAAGGGUACAAUAUUGUAGGAAAUGUAAAAUACGAUGACCACUCUGGCUAUUGAAUAUUUUUAAAGCUUUUGAAUUCACACAGUAAAACCAUACUUUAUCAUACGGUAAUUAUCAGUUAGUUCAAAUAAUUCUGUGCUUCACCUAAAAACAAAUUUGCGGAUUUAGUGGGCACAGAAUUAUUUGAAUAACAUAAAAGUUACCGCGCGAUAACGUAUAAACCUAAUAUAAUAUGUAUAGUCUUGCAUUUGUUAACUAUAAAUUAAGUUAUGUUGCAUAUUAACCAGCCUAUAAUAACAGCUUACUAUAAUAAUGCUAAAUCAUGGAUUAACGUAUUUUACCUUUUCAGGCCUCUCCAUUCCUUGAUGUAUACCUCCGAAUCGAACCUACUGAUGACUUUUGCGGGCCACGACAAUGCAAUAUCAGCUAUGCUAUGUCUGUGCUACUGUCGCAAAAUCACUUUGAUUUACAGGUAAAUUUUUGUUUUUAGUUUAAAAAAUUAAAAAAUUGAUUAUUUUUAAAACAGAAAAUUGGCUUUAUUUCUAAUUUUUUUCUAAAUUUGAAGGUAUUAAUGGUAACAGAGUUUACUUUUAAAAUUUUGGCUCUGGCGCUAGCUCCGACUCCAUUUUUUUAAACUUUUUUUUUGGCUCUGACUCUAGCUCUGGCCCAUUUCUUUUUUUAAAUUUCCUGUUUGGUUUUGGUUACAAUUUCUGAGCCAAAGGUGUCUCCGAGCUGGAGCUGACUUUUAAACUCUGAUUGAUACCAAAACGUUUAUUUUCAUUAUUGUUUUUGACUCUUGUGGCAAAGUAAAACAAGUAAAAAAGAUUUUUUAGAGCAGUAAAAGAAGAAUGUUUUUUGAAAAUUUUUAAUAGGUAUCUGAAGUAAUGGCAGAGUUAUGUUUAUUUGAAAAUGGCAGAAAUCAUAAAAAGUUGAAGUUGCGUAAGAACUUCUAACAUUUUUUGUUUUUCAACCGGUUGUAUCGUUGUUACUAUUAAUCGUAUCUUUACAAAAUUAGGACAAAUUAUACUAUAAGUUAUGCCUAAGGAUUUGCAUUACAAAUUAAAAAAAAAAUUCAAAGUUAGGACAGAAAAUGCAGCUCGUGAUCAUAAUAUCGGGUUCUUCAAGUCAUUCUAAGCCUCUCUCAAAGCAGAUUUUCAAAAUUAGCGGGCAUAGGAUUAUUUGAACAAUCUAAUAUUAUAGCUCUAGACAAAAAAAAUCUUUUUUUGAAUUAAAAAAGUAACUUUAGAGUGUGAUGUUACAAGAAGGCUCAAUGAUCAGGAUCAACGAUCGGGUCUUCCAAGACAACACUGUGAUACGACUGUCGCCAGAUGUGAUAGCAAGCGACAAGAUUUAUCUUGGGUUGUCUUUGCUCGAUGUUCCGGAAGAUAUGCAAAGUAAGUUAUUAUAAACAGCAUGUAGUACAUAGCAGUAUAUAAGGCUGUUAAUGAUUAUUUAGUGCAUAGUGUUAGGAGGUUCAAAUAAUUCUGUGCCCAUCUCAAAGCAACUUUUUGAGGUAAAGGGCACAUAAUUAUCAACCCAGUGUAAUAGUAUGUUUUAGUACUAUUCUUUACACUCUUAAUUGCUAUUUUAGAGUACGUAGUAGCAGACGUGAGUGAUGUGAUAUCAAAAGGCCGUAAGUCGAGGAUGGAGUUCAUAUCAGAGACGGCUAAAGUAAUAUUGGUCAUUUACAAGCGGACGGAGUCUAAUAACAGUAGGUUUUUGUCUUUUUUAUAUUUUUAUACUUAAUAUAACAUUAAAAAAAGGGUUUUUAACUUUAAGGCAUUAAAAACAUAAAAAGAACAGAAUGCCAAAAAUGGCGGAAAAAAUAGAAUUUGAAAAACUUUUGAAAAGUUGCUUUAAAAUGAAGUUUUAAUUUGAUUACAGUAGUGAAAAUGACAUUUUAAAACAUUUUUUUUGUUAUAAGGCAUUGAAAACCGUUAAGAAACAGAAUGCCAAAAAUGGCGGGAAAAAUAAAAUUUGAAAAAAAUUUGAAAAAUUGCUUUAAAAUGAGACUUAACAUGUUAAACUAGUAAAAAUGCCAGUUUAAAAUCAAAAAAAGUCAUUCUAAAAUCAUUUUCAGUCUCCGACGACCGUGUGGAAUCCGAAACCCUAAAUCCGUGGGAAGAGUCCUACCAUCAUUACAGUAGGAAACACACAGUAAACGAAGGCUGCCAAUGUGUUCAGAAGGACUGUGGAUGUUGCAAACGACUGACGGUUAGGAAGAUUCAUCUUGAUGACAAUGUCUGUCUCAAUAUGUCAUAUGUGCCACAAGACCUGGGAGUACGAGUGUCGAUGAGUGUGGAUGAUAGGAUCUACUACAACAAGGAGAUAUCAGGUAUGGUAAAAACUUUUAUGUGGAUUUUUUACAUGGUUUGGUAGUGUUGGAUUCUAUAUUGUACCAAAAAGCUCAAAUUUACAAAAACUGUCUAUGAUAGUAUUUCAAUUUAAUUACCGUAAAAAAAACCAUGCUAAGUAGUACAAAUAACUAUGAAAUAUCAAGUUGUAUUCAAAAUAACUGUAGUACCAUCUUUUGAAUGUCAUUGUACAAAACUGUGUUAUAGUAACACUCAAUUAACUAUUGUAAUUUCCUGGUAAAACAAUGGUAUCACAAGAUACAUUGUAGUACAUUGAACAUAAUGUUCUCAUACUAUAUGUAUAACAUUGAGUACAUUUUUGAUUGUAUUAUAGUAUGUAUAAUACAAGGUUUACAAUAGUUAAUUGGUAGCUGUUACAGACGAUAACCUUUACACUUUUUACAAUUUCAAACAUCUUAUGUUACAGUAAAUUGGAAAAUGUAACUUUAGGUAACAGUUUAUUAAAUUUUGCUGUAAACUAGUCACGAGUUGGCCAAAGGUUACAUUGUUGCAAAAGUGUUACAAAACAUUUUUUGUUUUUCUGAUUGUGCAUGCUAAUGCUAAUGCAUAUUUUACCAUAAUUACCCUUCUCCUUCUCUUUUUUCACUCUACCCCCUUCCCUCCUCCGGCAUUUUACCACCCCUUCUACUAACUCGUACCUCUUUUCUUGAAUACAUUAAAUCUUUUUCUCUUUUUUACUUUUUUCUACCCUACCCUACCCUACCUUAUCUUGCCGUACCCUUCUUUCUCCCCCCCUGUCCCCCCCCCCAAACCACAAAAAAGGUUUUCUCUAUAACAUGUUUACCAUGUAUAUACGAUCCAUUAAACGUAUGUAUCUUGUUUAUGUUUCGUUUUUCGAGAACGUGACCCAAAUUAUCACGUGAUUCAAUUAUUUUUACGUCGUUGGAUUCAUCAAAACACAGAUCAAACAAUAAACUACAUUACACUAGGUGUGUGUAGGCAUAAACACGUCAACAUGCAUAGCAUUACCUUAGAUAUAGAGUGUUUAAUAUGUCAUGUUUGUUACACUUUACUGUGUUAUACUAUAGGCAUGCUAUUACACUGUGAAAGUAAGGUGUUGUCGUAUACACCUUACAUUGAUAUAGUAAGGUGCUGGUAUUAUGAGAUAGAAGUAGUGUAAUAUAUGGGUGAUACGAAGUUAUGAAAGCAUGAUACAACAUAGUGUUAUAUCAUGGUUAUGGUAGCUACAUAUAUAACGCGAUACUGAAGGUUACUGUAUACCGUAACAUACCAAAAGUUACUGUGUAUCAUAACAUAACACAGGCUACAGUAUACCGUGUCAUAGCAAUGAAUACUGUAUUUUAUGACAUACCAUGGAUACUAUAUAACAUAACAUACCAAAUCCUACUGUAUAUCAUAACAUACCAAACGUUACUGUAUUUCAUAACAUAUCAUAAGUUACUGUAUAUCAUGCCAUACCAAUGCCAUGACAAACAAUAACAGCCCUUAUCAAUGUUAUGUUUACUUCCUCGGUCAGUUCGUCAAAUCACAUACCAGACUAUUCUCUAUUACUACGACAAUUGUUUAUUACAAAGUUUCGUCGAAUUCCAUAUAGUAUAAUAUAUUAUAUGAUAUGGUAAACAAGUAGUGGUUCGAUCGUAUUCAGCGCUCAAUCACACUGAAAACAGUAGGAACGGUGUGUAUUACGAAAGGCAUAGUAGAUAUUAAGUUGUUCAAAUAAUUUUGAGCUACCUAAUUUUAAAACUUUGCUUUUAGAAGGGGCUUAGAAUUUAAUGAACGCUUGAUAAUGCAAGAAAAAAAUUUUAAAUUUACAGUAUUACAUACAAAAAUAAAUUUAUCGUAAUAUUGGGUUGUUCAAAUAAUUUUCAGCCUUCUAGCACGAAAAUUUGGUUUGAGAGAAGACUCAGAAUUAUUUGAACAACCUAAUAGUAAAGAGAAAACCAAAAAUUACAGAAAUUAAAACUGAACAUUUUAAAGUUACAGUACCACCCUACCACAAAAAAUACAUCAACUUAUAAUUAUUUUGAGAUUUAAAGCAACAUAUGUAGUAUGAUUCUGAUUUUAAUUCUUUUUCAGUGACCGAAAGUAUGCCAUUAUGUUUUGCCGUCCCACAUCUUCGGGAGUAUGCUAGCCUGUGCAUCAAAAUGUACAAUGUAAGUUAAGGAGACAUUAUGGUAGAUUUGUAAAUAGUUAAUUAAAGCUCUGAAGCUGUGGUUAGAGUCGACGCUUUAGUUUCGAAAAGGGCAGAGCUAAAGCCGAAGUUGAAUCUGAAGUCAAAGCUAAAGAACAGGCUGAAGCCGUAGCUGAAAUCAAAGGCAAAGUUGAAGCCGAAGUAACCUCAAUGUCUACUAUAAAUUUACAAAUUAAACAUAUUAUAAUUGAUAAUUUCAGUUUGAAGAACACAACAAGCACGUUUCGUUCUGUACUGAACUUGAAGCUCGAUUGUAUCACUUGAAAAUAGCACGGAAGAAGAUUGGUUGUGUUAAAGUACCUAUAUAA
This is a messenger RNA of Bursaphelenchus okinawaensis, 6888 nucleotides long. Lineage: Eukaryota; Metazoa; Nematoda; Chromadorea; Rhabditida; Aphelenchoididae. The record is from the annotation of a GenBank genome assembly.